Molecule: messenger RNA, 235 nt
Organism: Symbiodinium pilosum
Lineage: Eukaryota; Dinophyceae; Suessiales; Symbiodiniaceae
Source: the annotation of a GenBank genome assembly
GUGGGUGGAGGAAAAGUUGUGGAUCACUCGGAAGGGCGCGACAAGUGCCAAAGCCGGACAGCUGGGCAUCAUCCCUGUUAGCACAGGCACUGGCUCCUACAUAGUGCGUGGCGAGGGUGAGGCAGACUCCUGUCAGUCUUGCUUGCAUGGGGCUGGCCGAUCUAUGUCCAGGGCUGCUGCUUUCAGGAACAUCGACCCCAAGAGCUUUGCUGGGCACAUGCGCGAGCGUGGCAUA